AUCCAAAGCAAACUAGCUCCAACUUGACUUCCGGAUCAGGAGUCAAGGAAGUGCCAUUAAUAAUUAUUCAAGACCAAAAUGGAAGUGGCUCUGGUUCAACCACAACUGGAUCAGGAAGUAAUGAGGAGAUAACAUAUGAGUGCCCCAAAGAUCCAUGUGAAAAAAAGGUAAAGAAGAAAGGGGAAAGAUGUGCUGACCAUAAAUAUUGUGAACAUGUAGGAUGUAAGGAAGAAGUACUAUUCACAUUUAGGUACUGUAAGAGGUGUCAAUCAUGUUGCAGAGCAGACGGAUGUUUCGGCACAAGGGAAUGGAGAACAGCUUAUUGUAAAAACCACUCGACCACAAAACUAGCGCUUUGCUCCAUACAAAACUGUAGAAGAAAAACAGGGGAUCACACAUGGGAAUUUUGUAACGACUGUUUAAAAGGGAUGCGUGAGAUAGGAGAUAUGGCAGGGUGUGACACAUGCAAGACUUCAAAUCCAUCCUGUGAAGAUUGUGGUAAGGUAAAAGUCAUACAAGAAUAUAAUGAGAUAAGGAAAGAGGCUCUAAGGCAAAAAAAUGUAACCUUUGACACCCAGAGUUCUAGCUCGACCAUAGCAGGAGCAAGCACAACAGGUGGACCAAGACCUAUCCUGAGAAACAACACAACUAAUAUAAUUAGUAGCAUAAGCCCCACAUCAGGAAUUAACUCUAGCUUCUUUGGUAAUACAAGUUCAAACUCAAGUGGAACUAGUAGCUUAUUUGGGACAAAUCCAAACCCAACUCGAAUUUUACCAAUAAGAACUGGAGGGGGAUUUGGAGGAGGCUGGAAUAACCCACCACCAGUAAAUAGUAAUCCACCACCAGUCAAUAAUAAUCCACCACCAGUCAAUAAUAACCCACCACCAGUCAAUAAUAAUCCACCACCAGUCAAUAAUAAUCCACCACCA
This is a messenger RNA of Entrophospora candida, 929 nucleotides long. NCBI's taxonomy places the organism in Eukaryota, Fungi, Glomeromycota, Glomeromycetes, Entrophosporales, Entrophosporaceae. The record is from the annotation of a GenBank genome assembly.